UGGGUGACGUCAUAUAUAACAUGGCGUCGAGCACCGAUCAGCUGUUCGUGUCUGAUGACAAUUACAUACUCGUAGACAUUUGCGCUAACCUAGUGAACAAAAAGUUUAACCGAGACCUAGAGAGUGUCAUUCAGCGUGCCAGAGAUGCGGGCGUCAAGAAGAUGAUUGUUCUGGGCACGUCUCUACACUCGACCAAGGAGGCCCUUCGGCUGACGCGAAUGCAUCCCGGGACGGUGUACUGCACAGCAGGCAUCCACCCGCACGACGCCAAAUCGUGGGACGACGACGAGACGCUCGAAGUCCUCCGGAGCGUCGCCUCCAAUCCAGAGUGCGUCGCCAUAGGCGAGUGCGGACUGGACUUCAGCAAGGACUUCUCCUCUCCGGAGUGCCAAAUCCAAGUGCUCGAAAAACAGAUGGCGCUGGCGUGUGAGCUCAACAAGCCACUGGUGCUUCGUGAGCGGGCAGCAUUCGAUGCCAUGAUGGAUUUGCUGGCCCGGAGCCAGGUUCCAGCGCACGUUGUCCUGCACUGCUUUGCGGGUAGCAGCGACCAGGCAGCGGCGUACCUAGCACGAGGCUGCUACUUGGGCGUGGGUGGCCAGCUGUGGAAGGAGCCAACGGUCCUGCGAAGCGUGCCGCCGGAGCGGAUUUUGCUUGAGAGCGAUAGCCCCUUCUUAUGGCCCAACACUCGUGCCCUGCCGUCCGAGUGGCGCACAGCACUGCAACCCCGUGCAGUGCGGCUGCUCGAGCGCUACUGCUCCUUUCAGCGGAAUGAGCCCUGCUGCCUUCCUGCGGUGCUUGAGCUGACCGCAGCUGUGCUUGGGAUUGGACCCCAGGACUUGGCUCUGCGAACCACAUACACUGCACUCAGCAUCUUUGGCCUUGACUAAAAAG
This is a messenger RNA of Rhipicephalus sanguineus (brown dog tick), 891 nucleotides long. RefSeq names its product 3'-5' ssDNA/RNA exonuclease TatD. The record is from RefSeq and is a predicted model, not a curated record. Gene Ontology annotation, cellular component: cytosol. The transcript has 3 exons. NCBI's taxonomy places the organism in Eukaryota, Metazoa, Arthropoda, Arachnida, Ixodida, Ixodidae. Bases 21 to 887 code for a protein of 288 amino acids. Gene Ontology annotation, molecular function: single-stranded DNA 3'-5' DNA exonuclease activity.